Messenger RNA from Cylicocyclus nassatus, 1075 nucleotides. The record is from the annotation of a GenBank genome assembly. NCBI's taxonomy places the organism in Eukaryota, Metazoa, Nematoda, Chromadorea, Rhabditida, Strongylidae.
AUGAAAAAGAACUUUGACGUCCUGAUCGAAGAUAUACAAAGGAUAUUAGGGUACGAUGCGCAUGAUGAUAGGCAUCCCAUGGGGUGGCCACGUCCGUGUGGAAUUGGUUCAAAUACUUUCGCAAUAAGCGUCAAGGCUACAUAUGCCUUUUGGCGUUGGUACACAGGUAUUGGAAAAGAGGUCCUGAAAGAAUAUAACAAGAAGCACGGGACCAACAUACUUCUACUGCAGGAGCAAACGAUACGUCAAACAGAUUUGAAUAGACUGUGCCGUCGAAAAUCGUGCUAUUUUCUUCUGGUAGACUACUUUUGGCUUUUACUUCUACGUUUGCAAAUUCGUCAGUGUUAUCAAGCCGCACGAAAGAGAGGACCUGAAGUGCGUAUUCGUAGGAAUAAAGUUGAAAUAGUGGGCCUGGGGAUGUACGACCCUGUCAUCCUUGCCCGUCGCCUCAAUUGGAAAGUACCUGGUUGGAACGGGACUCCACUUUCUGAAUUACUGGAUAUGAAAUUGAAGAAAGAAGAAGAAGAGGGAAAGCUUGUAAUCGGUGAAUUACUUUUACCUGGUUUGACCAUUGAAGAACAAAAGGAAUCUGUUGGGGAUGGAAGCGCUGAUAUGGAAGUUGAUGCUUCAAACAAAGAAAUCUCGAAUAAGGAGAAUUAUUCUGAUGUGGUAAAAAAGAAGAGACGUUCUCAAGAGGAUAGUACUAUUCCAAAGAAAUAUAAGAAAGUUGCCUUGUCGAACAAUUCUGACCGCCCAAGCACUAGCAAGAGUUUCUAAUCGGUGCAACUGAACUCAUGACUACUGAUUCUUCUCUAUCAUUUAUAGCAUGUGGACUCGCAGUGAUCUGACUUGAGAUCUUAUAGUAGAUGCUCAGAAUUUUACUCUUGAUUAACCUGUUUUAUCUGCUGACAUAAACCAUUUUGAGUAACUGUUUUAUACUAAUGAUAGAAUAUCAGAAUAUGAGUGUUGGAUUUGUCGAUUGAUGAAUUGAUAUAUCUUGCCAGUAUGCUACUGUUCGGUCAGCGAAAAGAUCUGCACGCUGACAUUGAUGAAACAAAUACUUGUUAUGGUUCAG